This is a messenger RNA of Hevea brasiliensis (rubber tree), 633 nucleotides long. RefSeq names its product thioredoxin H2. The coding region runs from base 98 to 502 and encodes 134 amino acids. The record is from RefSeq and is a predicted model, not a curated record. NCBI's taxonomy places the organism in Eukaryota, Viridiplantae, Streptophyta, Magnoliopsida, Malpighiales, Euphorbiaceae. The transcript has 3 exons.
AAGCCCAGGCAAAGCUGGCUCUUACGGAUUGUAGUUUCCAAGAGAACCUUGCUCCGUAGUUUGAGAAAGAGAGAGAGAGAGAGAGAGAGAGAGAGCAAUGGGAGGUUUAUUCUCUGCUCUUAAUGGAGACGCUGCAGCCGCCGGCGAAGAUUCCUCAUCGGCGGAUCAUUCUGCAGUCACAACUUUCCAUUCCUCUGAGCGAUGGCAGCUCCAUUUCAAUUCCAUGAAAGAGUUAUCCCAGCUGAUGGUCGUAGAUUUUGCUGCAUCGUGGUGUGGACCUUGUAAGUUAAUUGAACCACAAGUUAAAGCCUUGGCUGCCAAGUUCACUGAUGUCCAGUUUGCCAAGAUCGAUGUGGAUGAAUUGCCUGAUGUGGCCCAGGAAUUUGGAGUUCAGGCUAUGCCAACGUUUGUGUUGGUGAAGAAAGGGAAAGAAGUGGAUAGGAUUGUGGGAGCCAAGAAGGAAGAGCUUGAAAAGAAGAUUCAGAAACACAGGGCCACUUGAUGCCUUCCUUCUUAUGUAACGAGCAAUGUAACUUUACUUUGUGUUGCUGCUUCUGCUGCUGCAAAUGUGAUGAUAAAAAAUAAACAAUGAUUUCCCUACUGUUAAACAAUUAUGCACAUCUUUUCUGGUUC